Python bivittatus (Burmese python) is the source of this 7105-nucleotide messenger RNA. It is a transcript of the gene IPO8, whose product is annotated as importin 8. The record is from RefSeq and is a predicted model, not a curated record. Gene Ontology annotation, cellular component: nuclear envelope; cytosol. NCBI's taxonomy places the organism in Eukaryota, Metazoa, Chordata, Lepidosauria, Squamata, Pythonidae. Gene Ontology annotation, biological process: protein import into nucleus. Gene Ontology annotation, molecular function: small GTPase binding.
CCGGUGAAUGGCUCCUGUGUAGCCAAGCGGGGAAGGAGGGAGCCGGCGAGCGUGUGCGGCGGUCGCUGUCCUUCCCGCUGAGGCGCUGGGAGGCCAUGGAUCCCAACAGAAUCAUCCAGGCGCUCAAGGGCACCAUCGACCCCAAGCUGCGCCUCGCGGCCGAGAAUGAACUCAACCAGUCCUACAAGAUAAUAAACUUUGCUCCUAGUCUGCUACAAAUCAUUGUUUCUGAUCAAGUGGAAUUCCCAGUCCGGCAAGCAGCUGCUAUUUACUUGAAGAACAUGGUAACACAGUACUGGCCAGACCGGGAGCCUCCACCUGGAGAAGUGAUAUUUCCAUUCAAUAUUCAUGAAAAUGAUCGUCAGCAGAUUCGGGAUAAUAUUGUAGAAGGAAUUAUUCGUUCUCCAGACUUAGUGAGAGCUCAGCUGACAAUGUGCCUCCGUGCUAUUAUUAAGCAUGACUUCCCAGGUCACUGGACUGCAGUGGUGGACAAGAUUGGGUUUUACUUGCAGUCUUCCAAUAGUGGAAGCUGGCUUGGAAGUCUCCUGUGCCUGUACCAACUGGUAAAAACCUAUGAAUAUAAGAAAGCUGAGGAACGAGAUCCUCUCAUUGCUGCAAUGCAAAUAUUCUUGCCUCGGAUUCAGCAGCAGAUGAUCCAACUUCUUCCUGACAAUUCCCAUUAUUCUGUGCUCCUUCAGAAACAGAUCUUAAAAAUUUUCUAUGCACUUGUUCAGUACGCUUUGCCACUUCAGCUGGUGAAUAAUCAAACCAUGACUCAGUGGAUGGAGAUUUUCCGGACUGUCAUUGACAGAAGUGUGCCUCCUGAAACUCUGCAAAUUGAUGAAGAUGAUCGGCCAGAGUUGGUGUGGUGGAAAUGUAAGAAGUGGGCUCUGCGGAUUGUUGCUCGUCUUUUUGAAAGGUAUGGUAGUCCUGGAAAUGUAACAAAAGAAUAUUUUGAAUUUUCUGAGUUCUUCUUGAAAACUUAUGCUGUGGGAAUCCAGCAGGUACUCCUAAAAAUCUUGGACCAAUACAGGCAGAAAGACUAUGUAGCUCCACGUGUCCUUCAACAAACAUUAAACUAUCUGAACCAGGGAGUCCAUCACUGUAUAACCUGGAAGCAAAUGAAGCCACAUAUGCAGACUUUGUGUGAAGAAGUCAUCUUUUCUCUGAUGUGUUAUAAAGAUGAGGAUGAGGAACUCUGGCAGGAGGACCCAUAUGAGUACAUCCGCAUGAAAUUUGAUGUGUUUGAGGAUUAUGCAUCCCCUACAACAGCAGCACAGAUUCUUCUGUACACUGCAGCAAAAAAGCGAAAAGAGGUGUUACCAAAAAUGAUGGCAUUUUGUUAUCAGAUCCUCACUGAGCCCAACAUUGACCCUAGAAAGAAAGAUGGGGCAUUACAUGUGAUUGGAUCACUAGCAGAUAUUUUGCUGAAGAAAAGCGUAUUCAAGGAUCAGAUGGAGUUGAUGCUGCAGAAUCAUGUCUUUCCAUUAUUCAUGUCAAAUCUUGGAUAUUUAAGAGCAAGAUCCUGUUGGACCCUUCGUUCAUUCAGCACCUUAAAAUUUCACAAUGAGCUCAAUCUAAGGAAUGCAGUUGAGCUAACAAAAAAGAGCUUGAUUGAAGACAAAGAAAUGCCUGUCAAAGUGGAAGCUGCCAUUGCACUUCAGUCCUUGAUAAGCCAUCAGGAACAAGCAAAGGAGUACAUUAAGCCCUAUAUCAGGCCUGUUAUGCAGGAGCUGCUGCUUGUAGUUCGAGAGACUGAGAAUGAUGAUCUUACCAAUGUAAUUCAGAAGCUGAUUUGUGAAUACAGCCAAGAAGUAGCAACUAUUGCUGUGGAAAUGACACAGCACCUGGCAGAGAUUUUUGGUAAAGUUCUUCAAAGUGAAGAAUAUGAAGAAAUGGAGGAUAAAACUGUUAUGGCCAUGGGGAUCCUGCAUACAAUUGACACAAUCCUUACUGUUGUGCAGGACCACAAGGAGAUAACUCAACAGCUGGAGAGCAUUUGCCUGCAAAUCAUUGGUCUUGUCUUGCAGAAACAUGUAAUAGAGUUCUACGAAGAAAUUCUCUCUCUAGCAUACAGCUUGACAUGCCAUCUUAUUUCACCCCAAAUGUGGCAGCUCCUGGGUGUCUUAUAUGAAGUGUUUCAACAGGACUGCUUUGAGUACUUUGCAGAUAUGAUGCCUCUAUUGCACAACUAUGUCACUGUGGAUACUGAUAUUUUAUUGUCAAAUUCCAAAAAUUUGGAGAUAAUUUAUACUAUGUGUAAAAAGGUCCUAACUGGUGAUGCAGGUGAAGAUGCUGAGUGCCAUGCAGCGAAGCUCUUAGAGAUUAUUAUUCUGCAGUGCAAAGGAAGGGGUAUUGAUCAGUGCAUCCCGCUGUUCGUAGAAGCUGUUCUUGAGCGCUUAACGCGAGGGGUUAAAACCAGUGAGCUCCGCACCAUGUGUCUCCAGGUUGCCAUUGCUGCCCUCUACUACAACCCAGAGCUCCUUUUGCACACUUUAGAGAACAUCCGGUUUCCUCAUAACCCAGAGCCAAUCACUGCACAGUUUAUAAACCAGUGGAUGAAUGACACAGACUGUUUUCUUGGUCUUCAUGACAGGAAGAUGUGCAUCAUUGGACUGAGCAUUCUCAUGGGACUGCCGUCUCGACCUCCUUCAGUAGACGCUGUGGCUGCCCAGAUUGUCCCAUCAGUUCUCCUCCUAUUCUUGGGACUAAAACAAAUGUGUGCCACCCGGCAACAUACAGAACAUGAAGAGCAUGGAAAAGCUGAAAAGAAUGAUGCAGAAGAUAAUGAAGAGAUUCCAAGUGAUGAAGAGGAAGUGAAUGAAGCAAGUCAAGACAUGCAGGAGAACCAUGCCGGUGGCGGUGGUGAUGCAGGAGACGAUGAUGAAGAAGAUGACGAUGAUGACGACUGGGAUGAUGAAGCAUUAGAAGAAACUGCUUUAGAAGGCUUCAGCACUCCUAUUGAUCUAGAAGAUGGUGUGGAUGAAUAUCAGUUCUUCACACAGGCAUUAUUAGCUAUACAAAGCCGAGAUGCUGGCUGGUACCACUUGUUGACAGCACCACUCAGCACUGAUCAGAAGACUCAGUUGCAGGAAAUCUGUACAUUAGCUGAACACCGGAGAAGCUCUGCAGAAUCUAAGAGGAUAGAACAACAAACGGGCUUCACAUUUGAUAACAAAGGACUGGUCUCUGGAUUUAACUUUGGCAAUGCUCCAGGAAGCAACUGAAGGGGAAAAGAGCUUGAAGAACUGUGCAAAAAUAUUUCAUUAUUAAAAAAAAAUGUGACUUAUGAACAGGCAAGGGAAGGUAAUCAAGAGGUCUGCAGGUUUCCCCUUUGGAAAAGGCAGUAGUUGACCCCCUUCCCCCCUCAUUAAGACAUUCUUUCUAACCAGCUGCUGUAAUGUAUAAAUUCUUGUGGGUAUUUUUAUAAGUUGUUGGACUGAAAAGAAAGCAUCUGUCUCCUCUUCUUUUCCUUAGGAAAGGGGGAACCAGCUGUUUGAAACUGAAUGGAAUUGCACUUCUCAGGUUUUUGCCAUGUGAAAUUGAAGGGGUCCUAUGGAUAACAGUGCCUUCUGUUGUAUAUGGAUUGCCCAACAAAAGAAUUUUGGAGUGCAUUGCUUUUUGUUUAAAAGAAAAGAAAGGUCAUAUAAAGGGCAUAAUUCAUAUCUUGCUUUCCAUAUUCUUUUGUUAACUUUCUCUAAUGAAAUCAUGGCUGUAUUGUGUCAGUCACACGUUUCACAGUUAGCUAUAGAAACAUUGCAACAUCCCUGCAUUUGUGUUGGCUUCUGGAUCAUGCCUCGCUGAGUUAUCAAGAAUAUCUUUAUAUUCACUGCUGUUACCAAUAGAGAAUUGUUUUUAAAUUCUUCUUUAGAGCGGCCAGACUUUAUGCAGAGUUCUCAAAAUUUUUAAAACACCUUCCUUGUUUACCAUGGAAUCGAUUUGCAUGUUUCAAGCCUUGUGAGAUGCUCAUUCUGCUUACAUGGGACCAUGGUCUAACCUACUAAGACUCUUACCCUGCAGAACUAGAACAGAUGCCUCAAUCUGGCAUCCCCCAGGUCUGUUGGGAUUUAAGAUAGUCUUGAUCCUAACACAUCUGGAGAACACCACUUUGCAGAUUAAGAUUAAUAACUGUGAGCAGGGCUUUUUUGUUUUCUUUUGCCACUGUUGACCAUCUGAAAAAUCCAAGGGUUCUCCAAAACAGUUUUGAAAACCACUGCUUUAACAGAACUAAAGGCAUUGUGAAUCUUCAGCUUUGGGUCUUUUGAAUGUGGAUCUAAAGCUAUUUCAGUGCUGUUGUGGAUUUUGUGUUGUAUCAGUAAUGAGCUUGUGGACUAUGUAAAUAGUUGUCAGCUUUGUACUGUUGUUGUUUUGAACUCUUUCAAUAACAACAUUAUCAUUCUUCCAGCCAUAUUGUGAGAUUCUAGAUUUUCAGUAAUUGCAUUUAUAGGUCUUUGUCCUGUAUCCAGCAACUGAGUUUCGUUUCCUUUCUUCCUUCCUUCCCAGUUGCAGCCACAGGGGAGCAAAAGGUGGAGGAGUCAAAAUGAUGCACACAGUGUUGUUGACACAAGCCCCCCUUUUCUGUAUGGGUCAUGACACUGCAUACAUGCUCCCCAAAAGGAACAGCUUGUGACAUAACACUGCAAUGCCUGCAGGUGCCAUCCUUCCUUCCUUGAUUUGAAACACCAUUUUUGCUUAUGUUUGCCUAGGUUUGUGUUAGAGAGCAGAUGAGAUCAUAUUCAGUGGCUUACCUUGCACAAAUGAUGUUGGGGACAACAGGGACUGAACUGACUCCUUGCAUUCCAACUGUCUAUCCCUAACAAAGACACUGAUUUUUGUCUUUGAGCUUCUUUUCUCCAUAAACCAAUUAUGAUCACAUCUAUUUUCUAUAUCCUACUAGUGAACUUUACAUUUCUCCAAAAUAGUUUUUAGGAGCACAAACUUUCCCAGACAGACAGUACAUUUGCAGUUACGUAUGUGCAGCUUCCCCCUUUUAACAUGGACAGAAGAAUGGGAAGGGUCACAUACAUCAAUGUAGUUGGAGGGAAAAGAAUUGCUCGAGGCUGUGUGCAAUCUUCUUAACUGAUUUGACACAGGUGCAUGUAAUCCUUGGGUUCUGGUAUCCAGCAUCAAAUGCCUAGUGAGAUGUGAAUCUGGCUGAUCAAGAGAAAUCUUGGUGAAAACACAUCUCUUUUCCUGAGCUCUUUUUAUUUAGAUAUCUCAUGAGGAAUGCAGGCUUCAGCAUUAAGACAACUUUCCUGAACCUGGCACCUUCCACAUUUUUCAAACUAUACAUACUUGGCUGGGGAUUUGACUUGUAGUGCCCUAUAUCUAGAAAGUGCUAAUUUUAAGGAAGAUUAUAGGAAGCUAAAAUACUGAGCCUUGUAUCUUUAAGGAGAAAUAUAAAGUAUGCUAGUUUGGGAAAUGAGCAACCUAAUGUUGGUGCAAGAGUUUGCUUAUUAGAUUACAUUGGCCAUUUUCCCAAAACAACCUUGGCAUGUCAGAUAUGGCAUCCAUAAUCACUUGUCAAUGAUGGACAUCUAAAUGAAUCCUUGAGUUGAAACACCAUUUGCUUUCCAGCUCAACUGAUGAUUAAUUUUUUCCUCAGUAAUCUGUGUCUGAAAGCUAAACAUUAUUGCUUUAAUGCUCUUGCCAGCUUUCACAACUUGGAUUGAGCAAGGUGCCCCGUAUGCUUUAUGUUUAAGUUUUAUGUAUAUGUGUGCCUGCAUGCAUUCUUAGAUCGUCAUUCAUUAAAUUUGUAAUAAAAUCCUGUCCUGCUAGCUUGGCUUUCUGUAAGCGAGGGAAUCAAACUUCCUUCUCAAACUGCAAGCUUAAAACUACUUCACAAAUUACAAACACAAAUCUGUAUUUACUGUAGUGAAUUGGGGCUUCCCGAAGACCAUUGCUUACAAGCAAUUGACAGUCACAUUUAGGCGUGAUGCUUUUAGGGAUACAUUUAAAACAUGUUAGAUGCAAUUCUGAAUUGCUCUGGAUGAAGAGGAAUUAGAGUGCAAAUAUUAUUUGGUUUCCCAUCUAGUACAGUAUGACAAACUUGCGCCUCCAUUUACAUUUGUUUUGGUUCUUUACUAAUUCUGUGUUUUAUAUCCCAAAGAAAUUUCCUGUAAAUGUUUUAGCCCAUUGAAAUGGAUUUAACCCUAAUCCGGUUCCUUCAUCUGUCUUGAAUUUAUUGUUGUACAGUUGAUAGACCAGAGGCAUUUGCUAGACAGUAUUUAAAAGAGCAAGAGGGAAAAAAAGAAGAGCGAAUUUGUUGCUCUAACUCUUUGGAGUGGAUUUUUGUGCAAAUAUGUUUGCAAAAGAAAGUAUAUUUUUAUUUGUUUGUAUCUAUAUAUGAAGGGAAUCCACUUUUAAAAUAUUAAGUAGCAUUUAGGCUGCUGCUUCAUAGGGAUAACAGCGUAUCUUUUUAAAAUCCUUUUAGUUUUUGUGUAUAAGAUUUGAAUUGUCUUCCAGGUUUUGCCCAAAUUUAUUCUAAUGCAUCCAACAAUCACAAAAACAUCACUGGGAGAUUCAGUGAGGACUCGUAGUAGUCAAUUCUUCUGUGGCAUCCAAAUCACUACAUAACUUUGUAGCUUUUUGGGGGGGGGGGUUGCCCUUUGGAUUUCAUCAGACUGUAGAGGACAGAAGAAUGGUCUGUGAAAUGCUUUUACCUCCAACCUUCCUUUUAUGUCCUGCUUUUUGGUAUGCAGAGAUGAUUUAGGAUUCUACCAUUCAAACAUGCAAUAUGGAGGUGAUGCGUAAUAAGGUUCAGCCGCAUGAAUUUGUCAGCUGUUGCAUGCAGAUACCUACGCUUCAUUAGUGCAUAGGGAACAUCAGGAAUGCUUCAGCUGAUGACAUGUUGCCACCUCUAUCUCCCUCCCUCCAGUAGAUAUGUCUUUCACUGUUUUGCAUAUGUUAUGUUGGGUUAUGAAAAAUGUAACUUGAGAGAGCAUUUCCUUAAUUAAAAAGCUUAAUGUGUAAAGAAAUUGUUGGGAAUUCAGAGGUCAAGUGAUUGAUUCAUAUGUGUCUGUUCGCUGCUUGAUGAUUCAUGCAUGUUAUGAAUCAGCUCUCAUAGAUACAGUAUUACAGAUAUAAAUCAUAUCAUAUCACCCCA